Phytomonas sp. Hart1 is the source of this 969-nucleotide messenger RNA. The record is from the annotation of a GenBank genome assembly. NCBI's taxonomy places the organism in Eukaryota, Euglenozoa, Kinetoplastea, Trypanosomatida, Trypanosomatidae.
AUGGCCAUGGCCGUUGUAUUUUUUGGAGCUCAUCGGUUCGGAAAGUAUCUGCCUCAAAAUCAAAAUUCGGACGUUAUCGAAUCUUCAGACGCUAUUUCUCUACCCCUCAAAGGAUCGGUCACCCUGCUAACUUUGUAUGUUCUUAUUCGGCUAAUCCCAAAAGAAUACUUUCUCAUGUUAAUUUCUUUCUGUAUUCACACACUAGGCGUUUUCACAUUAAUUACAUUUAUGAGUUCGUACUUAAAGCCAAGGAUUCUUGUAGGCAUAUUUUCUCUUACGAUUGGAAUACUCAGCUUUUGGUGGGGAAACUGGAUUGCGAAUAAUAUUUUGGCAUCUAUAUUAGGUAUUGUUUCUAUCGAAUCGUUAGUAUGUGAUAAUUUUUUUACCUCUUUCAUUUUACUGAUUGGCCUUUUUUUCUAUGAUAUCUUUUGGGUCUUUGGGACUGAUGCUAUGAUCACCGUUGCAACUGGAAUAGAUGGGCCUAUUAAACUAGUCUUCCCAGCCACCAUUUUCGGUGAUCACACUAAGAAGAGUUUGCUGGGGCUUGGGGAUCUGGUUAUCCCUGGUCUUUUUAUUGCCCAGCUAUUAGUUUUUUCCCGUGAUUUUGUUAAGAGAGGGAAUUUGUAUUUCAAUAUUGGAAUGAUUGCUUAUUUUAUAUCUCUCUUGAAUACAAUGAUCGUUAUGGUGUAUUUCCAACACGGACAACCAGCCCUUUUAUUUAUUGUGCCAUGGCUUCUGGUCACAUUUUGUCUGUCUGUCUGGUACAAUGGAGACACAGAUGCAGCACUAAGAUUUACUGUAACUAAACUUUAUCUGGAGGGGAAAGAUGAAAGUAAAACUAAUGGUUUAAUCUCUGAGGAAGAUUCUAUAGAUAACCCACACGCAAAAUGUAAGAAUUUUUCCAUGGAGAACCUAGAGAAAAAAUCUGAUCUAAUGAUGAAUGGUGAAAAAUUGAAGAAGAACAAUUGA